AUGCGUUUACCAAAAAUUUCUUUGCCAACUUUUAACGGUGCGGUUAAGAAGUGGCCUGAGUUUAUUGCUACUUAUAAUGCGUUGAUUCAUGAAUCCACCUUGUUAAGCUAUAUCGAGAAAUAUCAUUAUCUGGUGUCAGUUUUGCGUGAUGAUGCCCUAUCGUUAAUUAAAACGUUUCCUGUCGCAAGUGAACAUUAUUUAAGUGCUUACAAAGCUUUAAAGUCCCGUUACGAGGAUAAACGCGAACUAGCAUUUACAUGCUGGCGCGAUAUUUUGAAUAUUAAUUUUAAAACUUCGAACGCUCAAGAUUUUCGACGCGCCUUAGACACGAUCGACGAGAACUUGACUAUUUUAAAAACGUUAAAUUUACCUACCGAUAAAUGGGAUUUUGUUCUUUGCUAUAAUGUUCUUGCCAAACUCGAUAAUAAAUUAAGACGCGAGUUUGAGGAAAAACACACAGAUAUCGAGCUUCCACAAUACAAUCUUUUAAGGGCGUUCUUACACUCGAAGGGCGAAGCCGCAAUUCGCGACACUCAUUUUGCGGCCGUAACCAAUAAAACCGCUAAUGUUUCAAAGGAGACACCGGGAACUUCACAGAAGUCACAGCGACAUAACGCUACUCAUUCUCUCGUCGCUCCCGCCGUCACUACAAAUAAUAAAGGUGCCGGUGACAAAGCAAAUCAAGCUAAAUCUGCUAAUUACUCAGGCACGUCACGGUUGAUUCGUAAAUGUGCCUACUGUCGUAACGAACAUCAUAUCUCAGCUUGCAAGGAUUAUCUGGCUAAAACCGUUGAUGAACGCAUGGCUGUUGCUAGCGAAAAGAAAUGGUGUUAUAAUUGUCUUAACGCUUCUCAUUCAGUGCGAGACUGCACAUCGAUAUUUUCAUGCCGUCAUUGCAAACGCAAACAUCACACAUUACUUCAUCGGGAGCAAGCGGCAAGUAAUUCCAGCUCCACUAACAAACCGCCUAGCUCAACGGCCUUAGUAGCUAAGGAUUCAUUGGCGCAGUCUGACUCAACUUUAAAUUCAACCGUUUUACUAGCAACUGCUCUUGUUCAGAUUUGUGAUGCUUCUGGUGAGUUUCAUUCAUUCCGUGCAUUAUUUGACACAGGUAGUCAAAAUAAUUUCCUUACAGCUCGUGCUGCUCAACAGUUAGGGUUGGAAACUAAAAGUGGCAACAUCAACGUUUAUGGGUUAGGAGGCUCACCUGCUUCAAUCAGUGGCGUGGUGGAGUGCGAUAUUGGUACCAACCAUGACAUAAAAUUUCGUCUCGAAAUGUUCGUUAUAUCGAGCAUUUGCGGAGAUCAACCGAUAGCAAGGCUAAAUACGACGGGAUGGGAUGGUGUCAAGACAUUACCGUUAGCAGAUCCUGGUUUUGACAUUCCUGGUCCGAUCGACGUCUUAUUAGGUGCCGACGUCUUUGCCGAGUCGCUCCUUGAGCAACGACUGAAAGGCGGUGCCUGUCAACCGCGUGCUUUCAACUCAGUUUUCGGCUGGCUUCUACUUGGGAAGUCCAGACUUGCAUCGUCUAGUCUACUUGGAGUAGCACCUCCUAUUGUAGACAAUAGUUUAAACACAAUCGUUCAACGUUUCUGGGAAAUCGAUAACGUUCCACAUUCUUCCCGAUUAACCCCAGAAGAUCAACUCUGUGAAAACAGUUUUCUUAACAAUCACUACCGUGACGAGACAGGAAGGUAUGUCGUGUGCCUCCCCUUCAGGGACAAUGACGAGCCCGUCUUUGAAGGCUCUCGAGUGAUAGCCUUACGACGCUUUCAUGCCAUUGAAAGGCGUCUCUCUCGUGAUCAUAACUUGAAACAACAAUAUGUUGAAUUCAUGACCGACUAUAUCGAAAGGGGCCAUAUGACUUUGGUUCCUACCAAGCAAAUGGGUCUAGGUAAAUACUAUAUACCGCAUCAUUGUGUGCUGCGUCCUGACAGCGCUACAACAAAGCUUCGUGUCGUAUUCGACGCCUCGGCUAAGGAUUCUAAUUCCAAAUCGUUAAACGACAUGUUGCUGACCGGAUCAAAACUGCAAUCGAAUAUCGUGGAGAUUCUUCUUCAUUUUCGUGAACACGAAGUUGUCUUCAUGGCAGAUGUGCGCCAAAUGUACCGUCAAAUCAACAUAGCGCCUCAUCAUCGUGAUUACCAACGUAUUCUCUGGCGAGCUCACGCAGAUGAGCCUCUUCAAGAGUAUAUGUUAAAUACCGUAACGUAUGGAGUAUCUUCCGCUCCAUUUCUCGCGUGCCGUUCCAUUCGGCAACUGGCCAACGAUGAAGGUCACAAGUAUCCAAAAGCAAAAAACAUUUUAACUUCCGAUAUAUAUAUUGAUGACGUCAUAUCCGGAAGUUCAACGCUAACGGAGGCCCGUGAAACCAAAAGGCAACUUAUCGCCCUUUUUGGUCUUGGUUCGUUUGAACUCCGAAAAUGGAUAAGUAAUCGACCUGAGCUUCUUAGCGAUUUGCCCGCAGAAGCGUGUCUUUCAGAAGCUUUCACUUUUACCGAAACUGAAGAUACCACGGUCAAGGUUCUGGGCCUUAAGUGGGAGCCUGCUUCAGAUUCAUUCGUUUUUAACGUGAAUUCAUCAUUUCUACCGUGUACCAAGCGAACGAUUCUUAGUAAGGUCGCCAGAAUUUUUGAUCCUCUCGGGUUCUUGUCCCCUUUGACAAUUAAGGUCAAAUGUUUACUUCAAAGGCUCUGGGUUCUUGGCCUUUCGUGGGAUGAAACGCCCUCACCGGAAAUCAUAGCCCAAUGGGAUGACUUCUCUUACCAACUUCCACAAGUUAGGGCUCUUAAGGUUCCACGUAAGUACGCUAUCGACGGCGCUCAAUCUUAUGAAAUACACGGAUUUUGUGACAGUUCAGAAGUAGCAUAUGGCGCUGUCAUAUAUCUGCGUGUUAUCGAGUCUGACGGCUCCAUUCGCGUUUUUCUCAUUUGUGCAAAGGCUCGUGUAGCUCCUCUAAAACGCCAAUCGAUACCUCGCUUGGAGCUUUGCGGCGCGAUGCUGCUCGCAGACCUUGUUAAAUUUGUCAAGGACUCGCUACGAAUUCCUAUCCACGACAUUUAUUUGUGGUGUGAUUCAACCGUUACCUUGGCCUGGUUGCGUGCUCCUUCUUCUCGCUGGGUAACAUUUGUCGCAAAUCGAGUAAGCUACAUUCAAGAUAUUGUUCCGACCGAGAAGUGGAGGCACGUACCUUCAGCCACAAAUCCCGCAGAUGUUUGUUCGCGUGGACAAUCGCCUCAGGAGUUGCUCCAUAACGCUCUAUGGUGGGCGGGGCCAGCGUGGUUGUCUCAACCACAAUCUGAGUGGCCCAUCGAUAACUCAAAAAAUCAUUUAAAUGAUAAUAUGGUUCUUGCUGAGCAACACGUCAUAUCAAUUUUACAAUCACGAAAUCAGCUGCCUCGCAUCUUUCGUAAACUAAGCCCCUUCUUGGACGAGCAGGGUAUACUCAGGGUGGGCGGACGCCUCGCGCGCUCCGGUCUUGAGUUCGAACAUAAGCAUCCCGCAUUGUUGCCCAAGAAAAGUGCGCUUACAUCAGCUCCAAUAGGAACGCGCGGUUCGCCGCCGCGCAUGCGCAAUGCUGCCGGCGCAACAAAACGCCAUAGCGGCGGCAAGGGGAGAUUCUUUUUCGUUACCGGCUCUUAG
Plodia interpunctella (Indianmeal moth) is the source of this 3642-nucleotide messenger RNA. RefSeq lists its product as uncharacterized. The record is from RefSeq and is a predicted model, not a curated record. Gene Ontology annotation, biological process: proteolysis. The transcript is spliced from 3 exons. Bases 1 to 3642 code for a protein of 1213 amino acids. Gene Ontology annotation, molecular function: aspartic-type endopeptidase activity. Lineage: Eukaryota; Metazoa; Arthropoda; Insecta; Lepidoptera; Pyralidae.